AUGCAGACUGCCAGACAGAGAGGGGCCGAUGUACUCCUCAUUUGUGAGCAGUAUAAGAAGCCAGAGUUCUCUGACUGGUUUCAGGAUGCAUCAAGGAGGUCUGGAAUUAACAUAUUUAACCCGAAUCUCACCGUCGGUAACUUUCUGGAGACAGAUAAGGGGUUUGUUUGGGCAGAGGUGGCGGGUGUACGUAUUGACAGCUCCUACUUCUCCCUGAACGAUCCCUUUGAAAAAUUCGAUUCCGAGAUCCGCUCUCUUAAGGAAAGUCUUAGAACUUUCGGCGGGGACGUCCUUAUUGCGGGAGACUUUAAUAGUAAGUCUCCAGAAUGGGGAGAGACCCGUCGGGACAGGAGGGGGAUCUUGGUCAGCGAUAUGGUCUCGGCAGGUCAGUUGGCGGUGUUGAAUCGGGGUAAUAAGUUCACUUUCAGGCGGGGAAUAUCAGGAUCUAUUCUUGAUUUAACAAUAGCUUCUCCCUGCCUUGCCCGUAGAGUAAAAGAAUGGAAGGUGUUGGACGAGGUAACCAUGAGUGACCACCAGUACAUUGAGUUUUUGGUCUCUGAGGAAAAUUCAAAAGGGUCUAGCGGUCCUUAUAUAAAGGACAAGAAGAGACCCUCCAGGAACCUUAAGAGACUAAAUAGGGAGAGGCUGGCGCAGUCCUUGGUCGAGUCUCGGUGUUUUAGAGAACUCGGCUGGGUAGCUGGGCCAGUUACUCUAAAGGGGAUAGUGCGAGAGGCGAGGCAAAUUAUUGUGGAUGCUUGCAACUACUCUAUGCCUCGCCAACAACAUAGAAGAACUAGAAAGGGUGUUCUGUACUGGUGGGACAAUGAACUCGCCCGCUUGAGAAAAGAAUGCAAUGCAUCGAGGAGGAGAUAUACUUACUCUAAGGGUGACCUCUUGCUUCAAGAGGAAUGGCAUACAGCCAGACGAAUUUUUAAGCGGGCGAUAAGGAGUAGUCAACAAAGGUGCUGGAAGGACCUAAUAGGAAAGUCCAAAAAGGAUCUAUGGGGUUUGGCGUUUAAAAUUGUGACUAAGAAAUUAGUUUCAAAGCAGAAAACCCCUGGCCUAGACGAUCCACAUUGGGUCCGUAAGAUCAUAAAAGCGCUGUUUUGCCAAGUGGAACCUGCCCCUAGAGAGGAUCACACUCUCUGUGUAGUUCAAGAGGAGGAGCUCUUCACGCUUGAUGAACUCAGAAGGGUAUCGAAGGGGUUGAGGAGCGGCAAAGCUCCAGGUAGGGACGGGAUACCCAGCGAAAUCCUCAAAGAGGUUAUCAGACCAAUUUGUUUAUUGGAUACAAUGGGUAAGUUUCUAGAGAGACUUCAAAAAUUCCUGGUAGGCGAAAAUAGCCUAUCUGAAAACCAGUUUGGCUUUCGGAAAGGCCGGUCAACAGUGGAUGCAAUUCUUACUGUGGUUAACCAGGCGAAGAAAGCCAAAGAGGGCAAGAAGAAAGGAUUUUGUGCUCUUGUGUCCAUCGACAUACGGAAUGCGUUUAAUUCCGCGAGAUAG
This is a messenger RNA of Leptopilina heterotoma, 1503 nucleotides long. RefSeq lists its product as uncharacterized. The coding region runs from base 1 to 1503 and encodes 500 amino acids. The record is from RefSeq and is a predicted model, not a curated record. Gene Ontology annotation, molecular function: catalytic activity. Lineage: Eukaryota; Metazoa; Arthropoda; Insecta; Hymenoptera; Figitidae. The transcript has a single exon.